Molecule: messenger RNA, 2026 nt
Organism: Scatophagus argus
Lineage: Eukaryota; Metazoa; Chordata; Actinopteri; Scatophagidae
Gene: prrx1b
Product: paired related homeobox 1b
Exons: 5
Coding region: 558-1361 (267 amino acids)
Biological process (GO): regulation of DNA-templated transcription
Molecular function (GO): DNA-binding transcription factor activity, RNA polymerase II-specific; DNA binding
Source: RefSeq, a predicted model, not a curated record
AACACAGAGGCACUGCCACGUAAUUACGGGUCUCUCUUUCAUUUAGGGAGGGAGGGAGAAAGCGAGGGGGAGAGGGAGAGGGGUGAGGCGGUAACGUCCUGCCUCCUGCGCCAGGCUGCCGCUGAGCGAGCUUUGCGCACACACGGAGCUUUGCGCAUCUGGUCGUCAUCAUCUUCAUCAGCAGCAGCAGCUCUUCCUGCUCAGAUGUGACUCAACCAGAGUGGGAAGAGAGCUUCUUCUUCUUUUUCCUCUUCUUUUUUUCCCUUCUUCUUCUCAGAGGACUCCGCUGACCCGCGAAAGUCGCUCUCGGGCAGGACAGCAGGACAGACCGACGCUCUUCUUCCUCGCUGGAUGGAUUGACUGUAGCAGUUCGCUCGGGACAAAAGUUUGCUCGCGUUCGUUUGCGCCUCCGCGGCGGGUGUGGAUGUGAGCAGCUCGGAGAGCGGUGGUUCCUGGAGGCGCUGCUGCCUGUGCGCUCUGCAUGCUCCUCGGCUCGCCGUGAUUCUCCUCUUCCUCCUGUGCCGCUGCGUUUCUUCCCGCUGUUCCCCACUUGCGUCAUGACUUCUAGCUAUGCACAUGUAAUGGACAGGCAAGCCACGAUAUCAAACCGCCUGGAGAGCCCGAUCACGUCUAACCUGGACAACCUGCAAGCCAAAAAGAACUUCUCGGUCAGCCACUUGUUGGAUCUGGAAGAGGCCGGGGAAAUGGUGGGCACCCAGGCGGACGAGAGCGUCGGGGAGGCGGGGAGGAGUAUGCUGGAGUCCCCGGGUCUGACCAGCGGGAGCGACACGACCCAGCAGGAGAAUGAACAGAUGAACACGGAGGAGAAGAAGAAGAGGAAGCAGCGCAGGAACAGGACCACCUUCAACAGCAGCCAGCUGCAGGCUCUGGAGAGAGUGUUCGAGAGGACGCACUACCCCGACGCCUUCGUCCGAGAGGACCUGGCCCGCCGGGUCAACCUCACCGAGGCCAGAGUCCAGGUUUGGUUUCAGAACAGGAGGGCGAAGUUCCGCAGGAACGAGCGAGCUAUGCUGGCCAGCAAAAACGCCUCGCUGCUCAAGUCCUACUCAGGAGACGUGACGGCGGUGGAGCAGCCCAUCGUGCCACGCCCUGCGCCGCGCCCAAACGACUACCUGUCCUGGGGCAGCGCUGCUCCCUACAGCUGGUACCCGAUGCCGGAGGGGGGGCCAGCGCGAGUGCCACAGAAAAUGCUGCCCUCAGAGAACAACGCCAUGGCCACCUACCCGCCCACCUGCUCCAACACCAACACGUCCCAGGGGAUGAACAUGGCCAACAGCAUCGCCAACCUGCGGCUCAAAGCCAAGGAGUACAGCUUGAACCAGGUGCCCACAGUCAACUGAGAGGACGCGGAGAGGCUGGGGGCCCGGUGCGGGACGAGGGGGGCCCCUCUCUGCCGCUGGACCCCUGCAGACGGGCGCCGUCUCCAGGAUGAGCACCAUCUCACACGCCUUAGUGGAGCAGCCUCGACCGUUACACCGAAGAUCGAAAUGUCGGACACCAAGCGAUAGCAGGAUUUUUGCUGAACUCUUGUUUGUACAAAGAGACUUCUAGCCUGGAUGCUGUAGCCGAAUAUCCGCAUAGUUUUACAUUUGUGAUAGUGACUGAAGCGUUUUUCAAUCAGAGGAGGACGGAGACUCGUGUAUGGACUACGUGGAACUGCUUUUGUCCCUUUGGCUGUGGAUAAAACUGCACACCAAAUUUGGGAUCAACAACAACACCUUUUUUCUUUUACCUUUUAAAGUCGACAACAAACUGACGAGGACGUCUGACAUUUAUACAAUUUCUUUCCAAGAGUUAGUUUUGUUUAUCCACAUUUCUUUCCAUGUUAUGCCACUGACGAGCAAACGUUUUCAAUGCAUCUUGAUUUUCAUGUAAUAGUCCAGUAUAAAGGAGAGGCUAAUGUAUUUCUGAAUCCAAAACCAGUAGAUUCUCUUCAUUUCCUAUGAUAUCCUUUAUUUGUAAUGGAAUAAAAUUUUGUAUAUUAAUAAAAAUGCAUUUCAAGCAA